AUGCACAAUGCCGUGGUGUUCGGUUUGCUGCAGCUCGCAGCGGUGACAGCGCAGACGCCGGAGAGCGUGGGCUACCCGGACCCGCGCUACUCGACGACCAAGAGUUUGACGGCGUUUAGCUGCACUGGCGGUGCCCGCAACUGCCCCGACGCCGGGCAGUAUGCCUCAGCGGGGGGCAACCUCACGCUCACCAUCGUGGAAAUGCGCAACCUGCCCGACCUCGAUGGCUUUGGCCUCGCUGGACUCGUGACGGACCCGUACGUCGAGGCGCUCAUCGGCGACAACGUCCGCACGUCCAGCGUCGUCUGGAACUCGCUCAACCCCAAGUGGCCGCCGUGUACGGAGCCCGGAUGCACCGGCGCGGACGACCUCAUGCGCGACCUAAACUUCGGCUUCCGCCCCGCGGGGACGGAGAUCAUCGUCCGCGUUUGGGACAAGGACAGCGGCCUCGAGUUCGGCGACGACCUGGUGGCCCAAGUCACGCUCAACGCCAUCUACUGCUCGGCGUUCUCAGCGUUAACGCAGAAGGUGCCAACGAACGACAGCUCGACGUGGCAAAUGGCGGAGCAGCCCAUGUGCGUGGAGGAGCUCUGGGUCCCGUUGAGCGAGAGUGGGGACUGUAGCGACGAGACCUCAUCCACUCCGUGUAUGCGCAUCCGCAUGACUGCAGUUCCGUUCCAGAUGCGAGCGGAGGAAGUUUUCGUAUCGGGAGCUCUGGUUAAUGGAGGAAUGGGCGGCUACUUCCCUGACGAGCAAUCGUGGCUGUAUGGACGAGUGUACUCCAGCUCGGACACUCGGUUACUAAGCUACUUUCGAAUGGCCGACUCGCAAGGCGGACUGCUGAUCCGCUCGAUGAGUACGUCGAAUAACGACAAAGGCAACACGUCCUUGAUUGACACGUACGGCUACGCUCCGUACGCGCGCGUGACGUUCAACUUCGCUGCUCAGCUGUUCGUGUUUCGGCGCGUUGACGACGAAGCUUCAUCGCCUGAGUGGCUCAACACGACGUUCGGUUGGGCCGAGACUCGAGAGUACGCGCAGCUGAAGGAUGUCUCUGGAGACUUCAAGGCUGUGGCGCAGAACUUCACGCCUCAUUCGAUCAACAAGUACGGAGAUGCUGAGGGGCGAGGAAAUAUUACGGGCGGGAACGUUCGGCUUAGCUACACGGACACUACCUAUAGCAUGUACUUCAUAGUCGCCGUCCCGCACGAAACCUUGGAUGUUGUUCCAGCUGUCUACUCGAAGGAGUUCUCUCGGAAGGUGUUCCUCGAGAUUUCAGGCCAGUACGCGAUAACCUUCGUCUUCGUGAUGAUACUCGUCCUGCGGUAUCUACAGCGCGUGCACUGGCGUAUCGAGCGUGUCGAAUCUUUUCUGGCUGAGAAGGUGAAGGCCAAGAAGCCGGACAUUGUCGCGCAGCUCUUCUUCUGCUAUGGGGACGGGGAGAACAACGCGCAGUUCCGACGCAACUUGUUCUACGCCACUUGGGCCGUGAGGAUCGUGAUCGCGUCGCCGAUGUUGAUGCUGGUGUCGUGGGGAGUGACGUCCAUCCUACUCGUGACACCACCAGCCUUCGGCUUUGGGCUUAUCUUCCUGGGAAUCGGCGCGCUUGGAGGCAUCUACGGAGCUGCAAUGUGGAUGCGCACGGGUUGGCGCAUGACGGCGAGGACGCUGCACCUGUUUGCACUGGCGUUCUUCGGUGCGUUCGUGUUCCUCUUCUCGUCCACGUUUGCCGACCCGAGAGUUUAUAUCGGCGGGGAGGACCUCGACUUCUUCUCGCUGUCGUGCAUCUUCCUCACGCUCAACAUGAUGCCCAUCAUUUGGCUCGCCUUCACCAACGACUCCAAGCUGUCUAAGUCGCUCAAACAAGUCAUCGCAGUCGUCGGCGCGUCCAAGAAGGUCACGACGCUCAAAAGUAAGUUUAAAAACCUCGGCACGCUCGGACUGAAGCUCGCAACCGCCAAAGGCAACGCUGCCCCACUAGAGCAACAGGACGGAGCUGCUACGACUGUGAAAGCCAGGCGGAAGCGGAAGGAGUCGGCGUUUGCAGCCAUUUUGGGGGAGCAUUACACGGUGGAGCAGUCGAUUCCAGGUCUAGAGUACGCGGAUAUCCUCAAGAGCGCGUUUGUGACGCCGGCUGCCACUCGAAGACGCAUAAAUCGCCGGUACUAUUGGAGUGCGUUGGCCACGCUCUUGAUCUACUGCAUCGUGGCGAGUGUCUGGACGGAGUACGGCACCCAAGCAGUCGGAAUCUCCAUCACCCUCGUGCUCGUGGAUCUGUGCGUGUACAUGCUGCAUCGAGGCAAGAGCGCGCACAACUGGUCCGCAGGUUACGUGGUGUUCCUCCUGAGCUCAGUGCGAGUGUGUCUAGCAGUAACCUGCGGUAAGUACUGGAUUUUAGGCCACGCCUUCCUGUACAUGGUCUUCGGUACUGCCUUGUGUCGUGAGAUCAUCGGCCGGAACUUGCCGCGCAUGAACAAGCAAGAGGCCGGAGGCGUCACGUUCUUCGGCCAUGACCCACACAAGGAGCGUCAGCAGCAACUGGAUGUGGGGACGACACCUGAAUUUGUAUUGGGAUUCCUGUCGUUCUUUUACCUUUUCUUGCUACUCGGCGUCGCCUUUGGAUCCGAUGCAAACCAAACCGUCCACGUGCCCGUGUUGGGCCAGGAGUGGCCACUCUGGAUAUUCGGCGUCUUGGCCUUCAUCGUCGUCCUCUUUGUUGGGCUUUCGCUGGCUACGUCAAGAGCGUUCUUCCUGCAAAAGGAGCAGCUCUUGUCCGAGUACGCCAUGCACAUCUAUCUGUUCGUGAGGCCGUUCCGACUGCCGUUCAUGUUAGCUGCGGCUUCCGAAGUGUUGGUCAUCUGCUCGGGUCUGUUCGUGUAUGCGUCAACUCAGUCGACCUUCAUCCUGGUCUCGUCCUUCUUCGCGCCGCUCAUUCUGAUGCUGUCACUGGCGGUUCACGUGCAGUGGAAGAAGAACGACUAUCGCUUGGUGGUUUGGCCCCCCGAAGACGAAGAGGAAGACGUGCUGGACGACGACGAUGACGGCGGCUUUCUCGAUGCUGAAGCUGCACUCGAAAAGGAGGCGGAACUCAUGCGCGAGACGUUCGUGCUGCCACCGCUCAAAGGAAAAGGCAACAACAGCGUCUACGACAGUGCUGAUGAGACGUUCAAGAUGCCAACACUGCCGUCCAAGAGUUUGUUGGGCCUUGUGGGAGGCAAAGCCGCUGGGGUUAUGAGUCCGACCAAGAAACUAGCAAGCGCAAAUCUGCCCACGACACUCGCAAUUAAGCCCGCAACCCCCCCACGGUUCGAAGUUGCUUGGCGUGCCUUGUUCUCGCGUAAAACGUGGCUGAGGAAGUAUCGUGAAGUGGACAACCUCUCACCGACAGCCAAACCACUACUCAAUCGCAACGGUGCUGCGAACACUGCACUGGACGACGAUGACGAUGCGCUUGACAAACCUCUACUGGAUGACAACGCAGCUAGCAUUGCUGUCUUGGCUCGUCGGAAGACGAUGGCUUUGGGCGGAGAUGGGGACAUUGACUUCAGUAAGAUGACGCUGUACCAGGCGUACCAGCAAGGCUUCUUACUCCCUCAGGACCACAUGACGCUCGGGUGCUUCUUCACUCUCCUGUUUCUGAUCAUGCUGUACGGGAUGAUCCUCACCGCCACGGAGAGUCCAUCCUGGCUCGGGCAGCUUAUCUGGACGGGGGCGUAUGUCCUCAUCUUCACGCUGUUUCCCACGAUCAAGUACUUCAAGACCGCUACAUUCAUCCCCGACAUGAAGUACUCGUUCGGUGGGAGUGCUGUAUUGGCCUGGGGGACUGGGUUCGUGCUGUUCUUCGCUGUGCUCAAGGCCGACGUGAACCAAGUGGAGUCACUCAGCAUCCUGUCCAUCCUGGUAUUCUACCCGAUCUUCCUGCUAUUCGCAGUCACGCUGUGUCGGUGGCAGGACGAGAACUGGGCCAUCACUCGGCCAAUCCGUCGCAUCGGCGCUGCCUGCAUGGCCGCUAUAGUUCUCUGGAUCUGGGAGAUAUAUGUGUUCGUCAGUGUGGCUUUCGGUGGCAUCUUGACCUUCCUACUGGCGUUGUUCCUCUUCAUCACGUAUUACCUCGUGAAAUGGGUCGAGAACGAUCGCUACCUCGCUCCGGUCUACCAGCGGCAGGCGAGUCUCAUCGUCCUAAUUGCCACCGUUGCUGCCAUUAUCGCAGCGUUGGCUAGCGGUAUGAGCUUCUUCUCUUGUCUCUCCAUCGUGUUCGUCGUGCUCCUGCUGAAGUACUCGAUGCAGUUCGUUGCUGGCUGGAUCGUGGCAAAGAGCUCAGCGGACGAGUCCGUCUUCUAUUCGCCUUACCUCUUCCCAGUUUUCUCCUACAACGCCUUCACCAACAACGUCGUGGAUGAGACGCAGACCGUCAUGCCGCUGUAUAUGGUCUUCCUGCUCGCGUUCUUGUGGGGCGUGGCUGGCGUCAUGUUCUUCGACCCGCUGGGAUUCGGCGUGGGGCUCUGCAGUCUCGUGUUGCUAGCGUUUGCUGGGGUCACAGCUCACUUGUGUGCGGUCACGCCCGUGCAGAUGGGUAUCGCGUCCAAGUACGUGAACGAAAUGAUCCUUAAAGACGCCAGCGAGGCCGCCCAAGCUGUGUCAAAUCGCCGUCGGCAGCCAUUCACCCUCGAGUCGCCCGAGUUUAUUGAGCAAGAGCGUCGAGAGAAGAAGGCCGAGCUGGAAUUCCAGGCCAUCGCCUAUGGUGGAGGAGCUGCGAGUGCGUUUGCAAGCCGCAAGAAAGCUACGAAGGCAGCAGAGCCGGAGAUCGAGGACGACGUUGUCAUGGAGCCUCGACGCACUAGUGGAGACAUCGCGCUGGACAUCGAGGACGUGGAUCGACAAUGUCGGGUUAUUACUACGAUCCACGGGCUGGAAGUGGCUCGACCGGACGGACUGUUAACGUGGCAAGAAGUAAGAGAAGACGUCUUUAAACGCGGCGUAGGCCCCUUCGGCUUCUUGUAUGUGUUCACUGUCCCCCCGCGACUGCUGCGGUUUAUCCGGUGGAAGUACUUGCCGUCAACGCUGAAGUGGAGGAAGAAGAGGAAGGCCAAGAGCGGUGAUGAAGCAGACGACCAGCAAGCAGACUCUCUUGAACGUGGUGGAAGCUCCUCUCUCAUAGUUUCCCAUCGUCAGGUUGAUGUCACGCCACCUUCUCCAUCUCGAGACUUGGUGGAGCUUUUGCUUCAGCUGCCGGAGUUAGAUGCCGCACUGGAUCGCGAGUUCUACGAAGAAACUCGUUGUGUGAUUCACCUCCAGCUCCUGAUGCUCACAGCGUCCGACGCGCGCUUGAGUCGCGAGAAGAUUUUGUUCCAGAAGUUCUUGCGCGAGAACCGCUUCAAGCUCAUGUCGAACGGCAUCAGUCCGCCGGCCAACGUCUUCCGCACGAGCUCGUUCGCGUCCAUCGACAUCCCGUUGGUGGCCGUUUGGCUGCUCUCGCUCACGCCUGAAGCGCGCGCGAGAUUCCACGCUCUGAAAGCUGCGUUCAACGAGGAAAUGGAACGCACCGACGCCAUUGUGGACGCUGAGGACCGCGCUGCUCUAGUAGCUCAGAAGGAGCUGCGUGACUACUGGGCGCCACGCGAAGCCGACCAGUGUCGCCAACGCAUGCAGGAUUUUCUGGCUCGUCGUCUUCGGCGUGAGAGCGAAGGCAUCUUGACCGAGGAGGAGGAGAGCAAAUCAGGGUACGACGAAGGCAUCGUGAACGCUCGAGAGGCGCUACUGGAGAUCGAGUCAGGCUACUCGUGCGUCCCAGGCGAGUUCGGACGCUCCCUGCAGUUCGUGGACCGAGAGUUUCCCCCAGACACGACGUCACUCGCUGGCUGCGCUUGUGAAGUGGAGAUCGCGCCGCAGUGGAAGGUUUCGUCGGCUAUCAACAUCGCCUCGGGGCUGUUUGACGGCGGUACAGACCCGGACGACGUACGCGUCGGUCGACUGGAUGAUGCGUGGUUGCUGAGUGCGUUGAGCAUUGUGGCGGCGUCCGGAGGUGUCGACGACGGCAAGGUGGACCUGCUCAUCGACCGGUUGUUCGUGACCAAGCAGACUUCUCUCACGGGCGCGUACGCCCUGCGUCUGUAUCAAAACUGUCAAUGGGAGACCGUCAUCGUGGACGACUACUUCCCAGUGCUUUACGACACUGCCGAGCGUGAAGCUGCUGGUCUAGAAGCAGAUGAAGACGCCGAGCUGUCGGUUAGUGCUGGUGCUGCAUUCGCCCACAGUCGCGACUUCGAGGAGCUGUGGGUGCCGCUCGUUGAGAAGGCCUUCGCGAAGUACUACGGCGGGUACGCAGCGCUUGAGCGUGGAUACGUCCACCACGCGCUGCGAGUUCUCUCCGGUUGCGAGUGUGAGGAGGUUUUCCUGGCUCCAGCAGCUCGAGGCGCGUUGAAGAAGACGCUGUGGCAGCAGUUGAAGUUGUUCCGGAAGAACCGCUUCCUGCUCGGGGCCGCGUCGUUGCCCAGCGAGCACGCGGACCCAGCUCUGCGCGCGUCCGGCUUGGUCUUCGACGCGUGCUACGUGAUCUACGACGUGCGCGAUGUAGACGGCGCUCAACUCUUGCAACUGCGAAACCCACCAGGCGAUCACCAGGAAUGGAAAGGCGACUGGAGCGAUGGCUCGCGGCUUUGGACUCGGCGGCUGCGGAAGCGCCUGGGCGUGCGCAAGGGCAACGACACCGGGGACGAUAACACGUUCUGGAUGAGCUUCGACGACUUCUGCCACGCCUUCCGCGCGCUCUACGUGUGCCGCUACUACGACCCCGACAAAUGGACCGUCAAGACGAUGGACGCGCGCUUCUCGCGCCAGGACGCCACGGCCAGCGGACUGCCGACGCGGCAUAACCCGGGAUGUUCAGGACUCGACAACAACCCGCACUUCUCGCUGCGCGUAUCGCGUCCAACCGAGGUCAUCAUCACUGUAACGCAGGUGGACUCACGCGGCAUGGCGCCCGUGACGGUGCUACCCAUUGCAGUGUACGUCGUCGCGCACCAGGACCAGAAAGAUCGGGCCAGGCGAGUCACAGUGCUGAACCAGGACAACGUCACAGCACACAGCGGCGUACCCGCGCGGAACCGAGAGGUGCGCGUGCACUGCGAGCUGGCCGCGCGCACGUACACGCUGCUGGUGGCCGCGUACGUCAGCGGCAUGGAGGGUCCAUUCCGCGUGCACGUGCAGAGCAACUACCCCGUGGAGCUGCAGCAGUUGUGGCCUGCGGCCUGGAAGACUGACAACGGCACGAUGGCCACCACGCCGCCAGGGACGCUCGUCGAGCGGAUGGCCGAGAAGGUGAAGCAGACGGUGGCCGAGUCCGCGACGGGGGCCAAGAUCCUGGCCAAGACGCACGAGCUGGCGGACAAGAUCGCGGCGGGCGCGGCCAUCGUCGACAGCGCCAUGAGAGACGAGGAGAGCAUCUUGCAGGAGCAGCUCGCCAAGCAGCAGCAGGAGGAGGCUGAGGAGGCCGAACGAGAGCAGACCCGACUCACGGGCAAGAAGAAGAAGAAGAAGAAGAAGCAGACCGACCCGGACGCGCCGCAGCCGAGCGCGUGGAUCGAGCAAUGGGACGAAGGCACCGGCAAGCCCUUCUACUUCAACAAGAAGACGGGCAUGUCCUCCUGGGAGAAACCCGACGAAUUCUAG
Phytophthora sojae is the source of this 7668-nucleotide messenger RNA. RefSeq names its product calpain-like cysteine protease C2. Gene Ontology annotation, cellular component: cytoplasm. The record is from RefSeq and is a predicted model, not a curated record. Gene Ontology annotation, molecular function: protein binding; calcium-dependent cysteine-type endopeptidase activity. The coding region runs from base 1 to 7668 and encodes 2555 amino acids. Gene Ontology annotation, biological process: proteolysis. The transcript has 3 exons. NCBI's taxonomy places the organism in Eukaryota, Oomycota, Peronosporomycetes, Peronosporales, Peronosporaceae.